Messenger RNA from Rhododendron vialii, 678 nucleotides. RefSeq lists its product as uncharacterized. The record is from RefSeq and is a predicted model, not a curated record. The transcript has a single exon. NCBI's taxonomy places the organism in Eukaryota, Viridiplantae, Streptophyta, Magnoliopsida, Ericales, Ericaceae. Gene Ontology annotation, molecular function: RNA-DNA hybrid ribonuclease activity; nucleic acid binding. The coding region runs from base 1 to 678 and encodes 225 amino acids.
AUGGAAGUAGCAAUUGAGAUCGGCAUAGAGAAAUUGGAAGUGGUGGGAGAUUCUAACUUGUUAGUGUCACAGGCCAACGGGGACUGGAAAGUCAAGGAGGAAAAACUGAAGCCAUACCAUCAGGACCUCGAAGAUCUCAUCCCCCAUUUCAAUAAGGUGACUUUCACUCAUGUGCCGAGACUCAAAAAUCGAUUCGCAGAUGCCUUGGCGACCUUAGCAUCUAUGGUCGAACUCCCUCUCGGUGUGAAGCUAAGGCCGAUUGUGAUCGAACAAAGAGAUACGCCGGUAUAUCAACAUGUCAUGACUAUUGACGAGCCCGAUGAUGGUCACCCCUGGUAUUACGACAUUUGGAGGUUCGUGGAAAAAGGAGAAUACCCCAUUGAAGCAAGUAAGAAAGACAAGAUUGCCCUCCGAAGGAUGGCGGCUCAAUACAUCAUCUGCGGAGGAAAUUUGUAUCGAAGGUCACAUUGUGGCAUGCACAAAUUAUGUGUCUAUGGUGCAGAAGUAAGAAGGGUGAUGGAAGAGAUUCAAGAAGGUGUGUGCGGCCCUCACAUGAACGGCAUGAUGCUUGCUAAGAAGAUCCUUAGACAGAAUGUGUGGAAUACGUGCGGUGUUGCCACAAGUGCCAGGUCCAUGCCAACCUCACGCAUGUCCCGCCCUCCGAACUGCAUCAAAUGA